Molecule: messenger RNA, 1164 nt
Organism: Ochlerotatus camptorhynchus
Lineage: Eukaryota; Metazoa; Arthropoda; Insecta; Diptera; Culicidae
Exons: 1
Coding region: 1-1164 (387 amino acids)
Biological process (GO): DNA integration
Molecular function (GO): nucleic acid binding
Source: RefSeq, a predicted model, not a curated record
AUGAAGCGGCGACUGCGAGCAUCCGUAUGGUGGCCGGGAAUAGACAAGGAUGUGGAGCAGAGAUGUAAGAAGUGUAUCGAAUGCCUAGCCGUUGGAACGGGUUCUAAUCCGGAACCACUGCAGAUUCGAGCAAUGCCUUCGAAGCCAUGGAGCCACCUGAGUGCAGAUUUUCUUGGACCACUUCCGAGUGGAAGAUUCCUAUUCGUACUGGUAGAUUACUACAGCCGAUAUUGUGUGGUGGAAAUAAUGUCCACUACGACUUCCGCAGCCGUUAUACAGCGUUUGGAGCGUAUAUUCACUCGACUCGGACUACCCGAUGUACUGACUACGGACAACGCAGCCAAUUUCUGCAGUCAGGAGUUUAAGGAUUUUUGCGUCGAUAACGGGAUCAAGCUUGCCCACACUACACCGUACUGGCCGGCUGCAAAUGGUGAAGUAGAGCGGCAGAACCGCUCGAUUUUGAAGGUUUUGAAAAUCGGACAGAUGAAAGGAGAAACGCUGGAGCGAUGUCUGCAAGAAUACCUAUAUAUGUACACGGUCACACCUCAUUCCGUGACCGGUGUAUCACCAGCGGAGUUGAUGUUUGGGAGAAGGUUCAGAGAUAAAUUCCCACAAAUAAGUGAAGACCCGAUAUUAGAAGACGAGAUUAAAGAUCGGGACCUGAUGCAUAAGUAUCAAGCCAAAUUGUAUCGUGACAAAAGAGUGAAUGCACAAGAAUCGAAUAUCGGAAUUGGAGACCAGGUGUUAAUGAAGCAGCAACACAGAAUGAACAAGCUUGCUCCAAACUUUCAUCCUGAACCAGCUGUGGUAAUCGACAGAAAUGGAAGCAACGUAAUAGUCCAAACAGAAAAAGGUGAGAUUUAUCGGCGAAAUUCUUCACACCUCAAAAGGAUUCCGCAAGACUCGAUCGACCAGAGUGGUUCGGUCAAGGGUUCGGUGGAUAUACAGCAAGGAUCCAGCUCGUCAAAUUCCAGCAAGUAUGGCCGAGUAUCAUCAGCAACCACAUGCACCUCUAUACGAAAGAACCAUUUACCAGAAUCUGCUGAAGCAGGCGAGGAGGAUACGGAGAACAUUCUAACUCGUUCAACAGAGCUGACGGGUAGUACAGUCCGACCCAGACGUCAAUCAAAGGUUCCGGUAAAGUAUAAAGAUUAUGAGAUGUAA